AUGGCUCCUACCAUUCUCAUCGUCGGUGCCACAGGCAACACCGGCCAAGCUGUUGUUGAAACCCUGCCAAAGUUGCUUCAAUCAAGCAAUGCUUUGUCUGAGCACCGUGUUAUUGCUCUUACCCGUUCCUUGAAGAGUCCAGUGGCACAAAAGCUUGCCAAACUGCCUGGAGUUGAAGUGAUUGAGCAGAACUGGGUUGAAAUCACCUCUGACUGGCUCCGUGAACAUCAAGUCACCAGAGCAUUCAUUGCCCCACACAAUGACCCGAAUGCCUUCGCCGAAGAGUCUACAUUCCACAUUGCUGCCUUGAACGCCGGGGUCAAAUAUGUCGUGCGAAUCUCGACCACUGCCGCAAAUGUCCGCCCAGAUUGCGCCGCUUACUAUGCACGUACGCACUGGGCGAUCGAGGCUCUCCUGAGCUCGCCCGAAUUCACCAACCUGCAGUGGACUUCACUCCAGCCCAACAUCUUUUCGGCUCUCUACCUUUCGAGCGCUGCGGAAUUUAUCAAACAAUACCGCAAAACUGGAAAGCAGGGAGCACUCAAAUUGCUAGCAUCGAAGGAUGCGCCUGUCGGUGUGAUCGACCCUUCCGAGGUUGGAGUUUUUGCGGCUCGUCUCUUGUCCCAAGACGACCCCGCUGUGCACAACAAGGCCAGAUAUGUUCUUAAUGGACCAGAGGACAUUACUGGGAAGCAGCUAGUGGACUUGGUCGAGCAGUACAUUGGUACGCAGGUUGAGCAAGUCAUCUAUCAAGACACAUCAUUCCUUGACCUGCUUUACGAGCACAAUUAUGCGAAAACGAAUCAAUCAAAGAACGUGAUUUUUUCUAUCAAGCACGCCCCGGUGACAGCAUGGGAAGGAAAAUGUUCAGUUUCAACCACGAGCGAGGUAGUAUUGGAGCUUGCUGCACCGAAGAUUACGCCUGCUGAGGUGUUGAAGAGCCUCCUGCAGGAGUAA
Penicillium samsonianum is the source of this 957-nucleotide messenger RNA. Its product is annotated as NmrA-like family protein. The record is from RefSeq and is a predicted model, not a curated record. The transcript has a single exon. Bases 1 to 957 code for a protein of 318 amino acids. NCBI's taxonomy places the organism in Eukaryota, Fungi, Ascomycota, Eurotiomycetes, Eurotiales, Aspergillaceae.